This is a messenger RNA of Penicillium psychrosexuale, 813 nucleotides long. RefSeq lists its product as uncharacterized. Gene Ontology annotation, biological process: carbohydrate metabolic process. The transcript is spliced from 3 exons. Gene Ontology annotation, molecular function: hydrolase activity, hydrolyzing O-glycosyl compounds. Lineage: Eukaryota; Fungi; Ascomycota; Eurotiomycetes; Eurotiales; Aspergillaceae. Bases 1 to 813 code for a protein of 270 amino acids. The record is from RefSeq and is a predicted model, not a curated record.
AUGAGAUCCAUUUGGGCCCUUCAGAUCAAAGUGAUCAAGGAUGUGCACCGGGGUGUUUAUGAGCCCCCGCUGACUACUUCGCCACAUGGAGAAACGCUUUCCUCAACAAUAACCCAGGUUAUCGUCGAGUCCUCGACAUCAUCGAGCCGGCCAGCGAUCAAGCACUUGAACAGCGGUUCCAUCCUAGCUAUUAUGCUAGAUUUAUACGAAUGCUGGAUACUGAUGAAAUUCUUCAAUGUUAUGUGGAAGACAAGGUCCAGUGGAUUGGCUCCACCUGCUCACUCACCUCAUUUCUUGCUUACUCAAAUCAUCAAAAAGAUAGUUACGAUUAUCAUCCAAGCCUUUCCCGUCUAUCAACCCGAAUGCCUGCCGAGCCCUCUUCAUAAGAACUUCUUCGCAGAGUUAGUUUGGGAAAUAUCAAGUCAAUCAAGGGUGCUUCAAAGGCGUGACGAGCUCGCAGAAUACAUCGAAGAAGCGAAAAUUCCCUCUGUUUCCUCAGCGAUUGGUCUUCCCGUCUAUAAGGACACCAAUUCGGAGUGCGAUACUGUUGACAACCUCCGCAAGCGUGGUAUCCGCAUUGAUGCUGUCGGUCUUAAGUCCCACUUUGUUGUCGGCCAGACGCCAUCGCUUGCCGAUCAGCUCGCUACUAAGAAAGCUUACAUCAAGACUGAUUUGGAUGUUAUUAUUACAGGACUUGGUAUUCGCUUCGCGGAGGAGCCAUACUAUGCUGCUAACGUGCAGAAACAGCAGGCUACGGACUACUACCUCGAUGUUCAACGCUGUCUUCAGGCUGGACAUAGUUGCCUGGUAUGA